This is a messenger RNA of Anopheles marshallii, 1290 nucleotides long. RefSeq names its product G-protein coupled receptor dmsr-1-like. Gene Ontology annotation, biological process: G protein-coupled receptor signaling pathway. Gene Ontology annotation, cellular component: membrane. NCBI's taxonomy places the organism in Eukaryota, Metazoa, Arthropoda, Insecta, Diptera, Culicidae. Bases 1 to 1290 code for a protein of 429 amino acids. The transcript is spliced from 3 exons. The record is from RefSeq and is a predicted model, not a curated record. Gene Ontology annotation, molecular function: G protein-coupled peptide receptor activity.
AUGAGCUCGACGGAAUUGGGAGAAUUUGUAAUAAAUGUCACCGAUGGGCCGACCGGUGUGGCUAGCGGCGAUGGGGACGGAAGCAACAUCUCGACCACAGCCACCAUACACCUGCUGUACUGUGGCAAAGCACUGGAUGAUUUCCACACCAGUUACGCCAAAGCGCACGGGAUCGUCUGCCUGCUGGUGUGCAUCUUUGGCAGUAUCGCCAACACGCUCAACAUAGUGGUGCUGACGCGGCGUGAGAUGCGUUCACCGACGAACGCGAUCCUGACCGGGCUCGCGAUCGCCGACCUGCUGGUCAUGCUCGACUACAUGCCGUACGCCAUCAACUCCAUCCCGUACCUGCGCCUGUCGCGCGAGGAGCGGCUCACGUACGGCUGGGCGUGGUACAUUAUGUUUCACUCCAUCUUCGCCCAGAUCUGUCACACGAUCUCGAUCUGGCUUACGGUGACGUUGGCCAUCUGGCGCUACAUUGCCGUCGCCUAUCCGCAGCGGAACCGGCAGUGGUGCGACAUGUCGAAAACGCUCGCCGCCAUCUUCAGCUCGUACCUCGUCUGUCCAUUUCUGGCCGUGCCGAUCUACCUCUCCUUCAGCAUCCAGUCCAACGUGGAGUUGCUCGGGUGCGAUGGUAACGCGCUGUCGGUGGACGCGGCCGGCAAUGCGACGCAGGGCCGGAAUGUGACGCUGUACCGGCUCGGUACGUCACAGCUGGUGCGCGACAAUCCGGCCCUGCUGAACGUCAACUUCUGGAUCUACAGCGUCGUGUUCAAGCUGAUCCCCUGCAUCGCCCUGACGAUCCUCAGCCUGCGGUUGAUCGGUGCGCUGCUGGAGGCGAAACAGCGCCGCAGCCAGCUGACGGGUACGGCCACCGGGCUCAAGCAGAUCGUGGACGGUCGCGUGGUGGACGCGAAAGGUGGCAAGCAAACCGACAAGGAGAAGCAGACGGAUCGGACCACGCGCAUGCUGCUGGCGGUGCUGUUGCUGUUCCUCAUCACCGAGUUCCCCCAGGGCAUACUCGGCUUGCUGAGCGCGGUACUAAAAAAGGACUUUUUCUUCAACUGCUACCUCAAACUCGGUGAUGUGAUGGACGUGCUGGCGUUGGUCAACUCGGCGAUUAACUUCAUCCUCUACUGUUCGAUGAGCCGCCAGUUCCGCAGCACCUUCAACGAUCUGUUCCGGCCGCGCAUCCUCGACCGGUGGAUGGCGGUGCCGCAGGAGGGCGAGGACGAGCAGGGGGGCCGUGGCCACCACCAGGACGGUGCGACGACGCAGAUUACGCAGAUAUAG